AUGUCUUCCGCUCCCGCUAAGCACGAGUUCCUCUGCAUCUUGCCGGACUUCCCCGGCGCCCAGGCAAAGCGCCUGGAGGUCCGCCCUGCCCACCUGGAGGGUGUGAAGCCUUUGGUUGCUGCCGGUUCCAUUGUCAGCGGUGGUGCCAUGUUUGAAUCUCACCCUGCCGAGGGCGAGGUUCCCUCUUUCAAGGGCAGCAUGAUGCUCGCCGUGGCCGAGAACGAGGCUGCCGUGCGCGCUAUUCUGGAGAAUGAUAUCUACUCUCGCUCCGGCGUUUGGGACUUGGAGAAGGCCCAGAUCAUUCCCUUCAAGUCUGCUGUGCGCCAGCAGCUGUAA
This is a messenger RNA of Penicillium verhagenii, 336 nucleotides long. RefSeq lists its product as uncharacterized. The record is from RefSeq and is a predicted model, not a curated record. NCBI's taxonomy places the organism in Eukaryota, Fungi, Ascomycota, Eurotiomycetes, Eurotiales, Aspergillaceae. The transcript is spliced from 4 exons. The coding region runs from base 1 to 336 and encodes 111 amino acids.